UGAUCUUAUAUCAUGGAAUGGAAAACUAAAAUACGAAUCCUGAAAUUCAUAAGGGUUGGCGCGUCAGUUAUACACAAGAAGAAGGACUCGCUUGAGCUCAUCCAAGGUUAUAUUACAUAUUUAGAAGACCCUGAGUCAUUAAUAAUACUCUUGAGUUUUAGGAUAUGAAUGUACCGGUAUCAGCAAAUCACCCCCAGAGCUAUGCUAUCAUCCAAGGAAACCAGCCCUCAAUUCUUACCUCUGCUGCCUCUUCAACUGCACCAUUGCAACAGUCUCAGACUCCUGGUGGUGGAGGUGGUGAUGUUCACAUAUGUGGAACAUGUGGGUCUCAUUUUACUGAAAUUAAGGAAUUUGUUGCUCACAAACAACAAGGAUGUCAAAACAGCAGCAUUGUUGGCACACAAGGAAGUAUAGCACAGCCCCAGUUGUCCUCAUCAACUACAAUUCAUCAGCCACAACCACCUCAUGGAUCUGUGGUUAGUACUUCAAUACAGAAAUAUUACACCUAG
Penaeus monodon (black tiger shrimp) is the source of this 509-nucleotide messenger RNA. RefSeq lists its product as uncharacterized. The coding region runs from base 165 to 509 and encodes 114 amino acids. The record is from RefSeq and is a predicted model, not a curated record. The transcript is spliced from 2 exons. NCBI's taxonomy places the organism in Eukaryota, Metazoa, Arthropoda, Malacostraca, Decapoda, Penaeidae.